CGCUGGCCCAGCGGGUGCCGCCCUGCUCCGGCUGCCGGGCCUGUGAGUCAGCGCAGGGUAACGGGGCGGCCGGGACGCGGCCUGGUGCGGGUUCUCGGAGGGUGCCUGCCCCUCCAUGCCCUCAGCCGCGGGCUGCGCCCAUACCCUCGUGUGCGGGGAGGCCUCGCCUGGCCCCUCUCUGCGAGGGGCGUCAGUGCUGUUUCCAGGGUGAAGAUUCUCUUUAACGUGAUUACUUACAAGUAAUAGGUCUUCAUCAUGGCUGAACUAUCACCUGAAGAAAUUCAACUGAGGGCCAACCAGGUCACUGAUGAGUCUUUGGAAAGUACAAGGAGGAUUCUUGGCUUGGCCAUUGAGUCCCAGGAUGUCGGCAUCAAAACUAUCACAAUGCUAGAUGAACAGGGAGAACAACUAAAUCGCAUAGAAGAAGGCAUGGACCAGAUAAAUAAGGAUAUGAGAGAAGCUGAGAAGACGCUGACAGAGCUCAACAAAUGUUGUGGGCUCUGUGUCUGUCCUUGUAACAGGACGAAGAACUUUGAGGCUAGCAAGGCAUACAGAGAAACCUGGGGAGAUGGAACGGAGAACUCAGCAGAUCAUGUGAUAUCCAUGCAACCAAGAAGUAUGUAUCAGCAGCAGCCUCAGACUUCUGGAGGACCAAGUGGCGGAUAUAUUACAAGGAUAACAAAUGAUGCCAGAGAAGAUGAAAUGGAUGAAAAUCUUGCUCAAGUGGGAAACAUUCUUGGGAAUUUGAAAAACAUGGCUUUAGAUAUGGGCAAUGAGAUUGAUGCCCAGAAUAAACAAAUAGAUCGGAUAAAUGUAAAGGCUGAUACAAACAGGGAGCGCAUUGAGCAAGCCAACAUCAGAGCCAAGAAACUAAUUGACAAUUAAAGCCUGCUGUCAUUGUUCAAUGACAGUCUCUCCAGCUGCAAGCCACCGUAUUCAUGGAUCUGUGAAACUUCUCCUAUUCUGAAAUAAGAGGGUCUGGGAAAAAUGAAGCAUACCCUUUCUAUAGGGAUUAAUUUUCUUUUUUUAUUGCUUCAUGUAAAUGUGGCCUUGACUCUAAGAAAGCAGCCAACAUAACUUCCUCCUAUUCAUCUGCCUUCUACUUUCUUUAAGCUGCUCAGGGCUAAAAGUGUUAUGGCUUUGAGAAUCUUGCAUGUUUUAUUCCCUCUCCCAGUCUUUUUCCUGCACCCAAAAUACAGUCCUUUAUUGAACAAGCCGGGUAACCUGAAUUCACAGUUGUGGAAAGUUGGAGAGGGCACUUUGCACUGUUUGAAAUACCUCAUAAGUUGAGUGUCUUCACUAAAAUAGGGACUUGGUGAAUAUUGUCUGACUUGUACCUCUAGCAGGCUAACCAUAGUUUUACAAUCCAAACCAUGUGAUUGGUUUGGGGUUGGAUUUGUGGAUUACAGAAUAGAAGAGGCCCACUGCUUAUUACUUGUGGACUGAGGGCUUUAAAAUAGUUCCUAACCACAUGAACUUUAAUAUAAAGGUAACUGGAUGGGUAUACAGGUUUCCAUUUCUUUACUGUAAAUUGACAUUGGUUUGGAGGCCAUAACUAGGAAAUCACACUGCAUUGUUCUGGUAAUAUUUGUUUUGUGUAUAUGUACCUGAUCUAAACUUCAUACACAUGUGAGUAGAAGAAGAAAAAACUAUUGCUCAAGUAUUUAUUUGAUGGAAAGUGUUAUGCCCCUCAUCUAAAAGUUAACUUUUAAGUGUUGGAAUGAUGCAUCUUAACUGGAAGAAACUGAAUAGAAAAGCAUGCAGCUUUCUUGCAUCCCAUAUCAGAUUCUAUUUUGGCCAGUUUUCACUGGAGAUGAGUUUAUGCCUUUCUCUAGUGCAAAAUAACAACGGACAUCUGGUGCAGAGUUUGUUCUCAGCAGUGACUUUGAGGGAGCUUCUUAAAGCUACUGAAAACAGAGAAGCUUAUUAUGAAACUUCUAUGUCACAAGUCUGGAGGAAGCAGUACCUAUUUAAGAACUGUAUGCUAGUUCUAAAUAAACUAGUUCUAAACUA
Grus americana (Whooping crane) is the source of this 2013-nucleotide messenger RNA. It is a transcript of the gene SNAP23, whose product is annotated as synaptosome associated protein 23. Gene Ontology annotation, biological process: synaptic vesicle fusion to presynaptic active zone membrane; exocytosis; synaptic vesicle priming. The coding region runs from base 256 to 885 and encodes 209 amino acids. Gene Ontology annotation, cellular component: synaptobrevin 2-SNAP-25-syntaxin-1a-complexin I complex; plasma membrane. The transcript has 8 exons. The record is from RefSeq and is a predicted model, not a curated record. NCBI's taxonomy places the organism in Eukaryota, Metazoa, Chordata, Aves, Gruiformes, Gruidae. Gene Ontology annotation, molecular function: SNAP receptor activity; syntaxin-1 binding.